AUGAAGCUCUUCUAUAUCAAAGCGGCGCCGCUCAACAUGAUGCUGCUCUCCUUUGUGGAUGAUGGGAUCAUUCUGGCCCAAUCCAAACAACUUGAUGAUAAUAAUGUGGGCCUGCAUAAGGCCUACAAGAUUAUCUACCUUCUCUUUGUUGCUUUCGCACUCGUUCUUGAACAUGACAAGACCGAGGUGUUCUACUUUUUGCGUCGACGAGAUGCCUACAAUCCCUCGCUGGACUUGGGGUAUGCCCCGCAUACUGGUGCCACACCUUUGAAGCCCAAGACCUAUUGGAGGUACUUGGGCUUCUACUUUGACUGCGGGCUCACGUUCCAGGAGCACGUUCGCUACUACGCCACCAAGGUGUUUACCACUGUGCAGGCCAUGCGCAUGCUCGGGAACUCUACUAGAGGUCUCUCACCUAAACAGCGCCGCCUCUUAUAUCGGUCCUGUGUGGUUCCUAUUGCCACAUACGGCUAUCGUCUCUGGUAUUUCAAUGGCACCCGCAAUAAGGGCACGAUGAACCAGCUGAAACGGAUGCAGCGAAAAGCUGCUCUAUGGAUCACGGGUGCUUUCCGCACCUCACCUACAGGUGGUCUUGAGGCCCUCACUGGCCUCAUCCCCAUCCACCUUAUGCUGAAGAAGUUGGCAACGCGUGCAGUGUACUGCGUCACCACCCUCUUCGCUCCAUGA
This is a messenger RNA of Cyclocybe aegerita, 687 nucleotides long. Lineage: Eukaryota; Fungi; Basidiomycota; Agaricomycetes; Agaricales; Hemipholiotaceae. The record is from the annotation of a GenBank genome assembly.